GCUAAAAGUAUUGGUGUUUUAUUAGUAAAAAUAUUAAAUUUUAAUUAUAAAUACGUGAUCCUCGAAUAAUUACUAAAACCUUUAGUAAUCGAAUGCGGUUUGGAGGGAGCGGCCAUUUCAAAAAAUCUUUUUCCUUCUGAAAUAUUGAGCAGGGACUAGAAAAAUGAAUGAAAAUAUUGCAAGUGGAGAAAUUAUUACUGGUGUGGAUGCAGAAUUUUUGAUUACCAAAGAAUAUUUAUGCAGUUAUUGAAUAUAUAGUAAUUAUACAGAAAUUCUAUAUUAUUAGACUGGAUAAUUAAUUCAUCACUUUCAGGAUUGAUGAACGUUAGGAGAGUGAGGCAUAGCUUGUUCAGUGAAACGUAUAAUAACUUGUUAUCCACUUUCAUCCAUUGACGUCACUCUACUUGGUAAGUAAAAUAGUUGAGGGAUGUGGAGUUCACGAAUUGGUAGUUGGCCAAAUUCAGUGAAAUUUAUGUUGUGGAACGAGAUAAAUAGUCGUCGCAACAUUAUUUCAACCUUAUCCAGCUAAUCUGAUUAAAUUUACAACUCAACUCCUAUGCAACAUGGAAAAGUUUCCACGAGCCUUUCAAUGGGGUCUACUAGCCAUACUAAUUCUUGGGGUGAGAUGCGAAAUGGAAUACGAGGACCCAUUAUUGGCCCAUAUCCCUGAAGUGAUUGACCGACUUCCCCCCUCCAAGUUAAGCGGUGAGUACUAUGGCGGGAUCCCGAUUAAUUUUGGAAACACGAUAACUCCACUGCAACUCAACAAUACUCCGACCUCCCUCCGUUGGAGAGAAGAUAAGCCAGGGCAAUUCUACGUGUUGAUGAUGCUAGAUUUGGACGGACCAACGCCGGAAAAUCCUACAACUAGCCCCGUAAAUCACUGGAUGGUGGGAAAUAUUAAGGGUGGGAAGGACAAUUCUUGGCGGAGUGGAACAGUUUUGGCAGAGUAUUUCGGACCACGGCUGACGGAAGAAAUGGGCAUCCAUCGAUUCGUGUUCCUCGUAUAUGAGCAACCCUCCGGUGGAAAAAUCGCAUUUACUGAGACAUCCCAGUGGACCUAAUUUGGCACGGAUAAAUUUUGAUUAUCGCGCAUUUGCAAGAAAGUAUGGUCUUGGGGAACCGUUUGCUGUAAACUAUUUUCGAUCCUUUUUUGUCGCCGGGGAAUUUGAAGUUGAAGUUUGAUUAAAAAACGUCGAUAAGAAUACGUGGAAAACGGCUGAUGCAAGACGUUACAAGUUUUUGCUUUAAUAUGUAUAAUAAAUUAUUACAUUUGCAUUAUUAGGCAAUUUUUUUGGGGGUCGAGCAAGAAUGCACCCAGUCUAAGUAGCCAAAGUAAUAAAUUGCAUAUGUAAAAAAGCACGGCUAAUGCAAAUUGUUAUAAAAUUUGGUCACUUUUUUAUUUACUUCUUUCUCAUCGUCAUCUGCUUUUGGGCAUUAAAAUUGGAGGCAAUUUUACUAAUAUUUUGGAAAAUAAUGAACACUAUUCAAUGAUGCAAUUAUAUAUUUUACCAUCUUGUAUUUAUUACUAAUUUUCAAUUUAGCAUGAAUCUCACAUCCAGGUUCAAUUUGAGGCGAGUUACUUUUGUAAGGUUUUCUCUCCAAAGUUUUAACUUAUUCCUAGAAAUAUGAACUACUACAGGACAGGUUCCUCUUUGUCCCCGUAGCCAUUGAGACGACGGGAGUAUGGGGCAAGGAGGGCCUGUCCCUUAUCAAGGAAAUCGGAUCAAGAAUCACCGAGAUCACGGAGGAGAAGAGGGCAACAUCUUUCCUCCUUCAGAGAAUGAGUAUUGCUGUGCAGCGUGGUAAUGUGGCUGCAAUAUUGGGAUCUCUUCCAGCCGGACAAGAGCGGGACGAGAUAUUUUUAUUUUAAAUAUGCGACGAAAUGUAGGUUAAUUAGGUUAGUUUUUUAAGCACUCAGCCCAGAAAUCAGCCCCGUAGCGAGCCAA
This is a messenger RNA of Folsomia candida, 1949 nucleotides long. RefSeq names its product protein D3. The coding region runs from base 564 to 1064 and encodes 166 amino acids. The transcript is spliced from 5 exons. NCBI's taxonomy places the organism in Eukaryota, Metazoa, Arthropoda, Collembola, Entomobryomorpha, Isotomidae. The record is from RefSeq and is a predicted model, not a curated record.